UCUUAUCUGAAUUAUUUUUCAAAAAAAUAUUUUAAAAAGUCUUGUGCAAGCUUACACUAAUGUAAAUACAAUAAGCUGGUCGUCCACGUCGUUAUGAUUGAUGAACCCUCUCUUGAUUUUAUAACUAGAAAAUCAAUCACAUUACAGGAGGCCUUGAUUCAACGAGGAGCAGCACUUAUCUUUCAUUUUAAUUCUCAUUAUUCUCAGUAGUGCGGCAACUCCUUUGCCGGCGAAACCAAAGAAAAUCCCAAUGGAAACAACUCCUUCAGAUGAAAAGAAGACGAUCAGAGAACCGCUCCUGAUCACACCCUCUCUCUCGAAGGGUGGUUUCAGAACCCUGCCUUUCAUCAUAGCAAACGAGGCCUUUGAAAGGGUGGCGAGUUUGGGGCUAUCGCCGAACAUGAUACUGUAUCUGACCAGAGAUUAUGGUAUGGAAACUGCUAGAGCGGCCAAGGUGAUCUUCAUCUGGACAGCUGCCAACAACUUCACCCCGAUCCUUGGUGCUUUUGUUGCCGAUUCUUAUGUGGGAAAGUACCGGAUGAUCGGAUUCGGGUCCAUUCUUAGUUUUCUGGGGAUGGUUCUCUUAUGGUUAACAGCCAUGAUUCCGCAAGCAAGACCUUAUUGUGACCAAUUUAGCAGCAUUUGCGAAUCCCCCACGACACCUCAACUUCUGUUCUUAUAUUCUUCCUUAGGCCUAAUGUCUAUUGGAACCGGUGGCAUAAGAUCGUCUUCCUUGGUCUUUGGUGCGGAUCAGUUGAACAAGGGAAGCAAUCCGGAAAAUGCAGAAACCUUACAGAGCUUCUUCAGUUGGUACUAUGCUUCAGUCUCAUUUUCAGCUCUCAUUGCCGUAACUGGCAUCGUUUAUAUUCAAGAUAACCUGGGGUGGAAAAUGGGUUUCGGGGUUCCUGUCAUGCUAAUGUUCAUUUCAGCUCUUUCCUUCUACUUGGCAUCUUCUCUCUACGUCAAGUUGAAAGCCAGGACAAGCUUGUUCACUGGUUUCGCUCAAGUCCUAGUCGCCUCUUUCAGAAAUAGACACAUUAACUUACCAUCCCAACCCACAGAUGAGGUGUACUGUCUCAGAAAGGGAUCAAUGCUUCACAUGCCAAGUGAAAAAUUAAGGUUUCUGAAUAAAGCUUGUGUGAUAAAAAAUCCUCAACAGGAUUUAACCUCGGAUGGAAACGCUUCAAACCCAUGGAGUCUUUGUACAGUUGAUCAAGUAGAAGAGCUUAAAGCAUUAAUCAGAGUAAUACCACUCUUCUCUACUGGAAUCAUGAUUUCUGUGACUCUUACUCAAAGCUCUUUUACAGUAAUUCAAGCCGGCACCAUGGACCGACAUAUUACUCCAAAAUUUGAAAUUCCAGCAGGUUCCUUGAGCAUGUUUUUGAUGAUCUCUCUGAUAGCAUGGAUUGCUUUGUAUGAUCGGAUAUUACUCCCUCUAGCAUCGAAGAUGAAAGGAAAACCGGUUCGUCUUGGUUUGAAACAAAGAAUGGGGAUUGGACUUCUUUGCUCUUGUGCAUCCAUGGUAGCAUUAGCAAUUGUAGAGUAUAUUCGACGGGAAAUUGCAAUUCAAGAAGGACUUUCGGAUGAACCACAAGCCAUGGUGCACAUGUCUGCACUAUGGCUGCUGCCAUAUAAUGUCUUGAGUGGCUUGGCUGAGGCUUUCGCUGGAGUUGGACAGAUCGAAUUCUUUUACGCUGAGUUACCUAAAACAAUGUCAAGCAUCGGCUCCAAUCUUUUCGGAUUAGGAGCGUUUGUUGCAAGUCUGGUGGCAAGUUUUAUAACAAGUAUAGUUGAUGAUGUUACUAAAAAAGGAGGGGAUAGUUGGGUUUCAAGCAAUGUCAAUAAGGGCCACUAUGAUUACUAUUAUUGGCUUCUUUUUGGCUUGAGCAUUCUUAAUUUCAUGUAUUUUCUUGCUUGUAGCAAGGCUUAUGGUCCUUGUCGAGGAGACGAUGGGGGUCAGUCUCAGGCAACCAGAAGAGGAAAUCAGGAGAGGAUAGAUGAAUGUUAGUCUCUCAUAACAUUAUAGCACUCCAGUUAGA
Molecule: messenger RNA, 2039 nt
Organism: Theobroma umbraticum
Lineage: Eukaryota; Viridiplantae; Streptophyta; Magnoliopsida; Malvales; Malvaceae
Product: Major facilitator superfamily protein
Biological process (GO): transmembrane transport
Cellular component (GO): membrane
Molecular function (GO): transmembrane transporter activity
Source: RefSeq, a predicted model, not a curated record